AAUUUUGAAACUUAACAUGAUUGACCCUGUAACUGGGAAAAUUCUGAAAAAUCUGUACAGUCAGAAAAAGGACCUUGGAAACGCUUGGGUUAAGCAAUCUGUGAAAAUAGGAGCUCAUGAACGUGGAUUCAGUUUACAAUUUCAAGCACUCCCACAGACUCAGUCAGGAACAUUAACAAUAACCACAGAUAUAGCUGUUGAUGACCUGAAAUUAAUAAACUGUGACCCUGCACCAAUCAGAAUUCAUACUACACCAACGACAACACCAGGAAAACAUUCAAAAACAACACCAGGAAAACAUUCAAAAACAACACCAGGAAAACAUAUAACAACAAAACCAGGGAAAACUCCUACAGGCAGCUCUUCAGUUUCUACAACACAUAAAUCAAUACCAGGAAAGCAUACAACUCAUAAAACAGGCAGCUCUUCAGGCCACAUUUCUACAACUUCUGCUAGUACAAUGACCCCCAUCAAAUGUAAUCCUGAUGAAUUCAGCUGUCGAACCAAAAGCGGUUUGGAAUGCUUCCCUACAGCAUACCAUUGUGACGGAAGGAAGGAUUGUCUGAAUGGAGAAGAUGAAAAGUCUUGCAAGGUAUGCCCGAAAGAUUACACAUAUUGUAAACCUCAGCACAAAUGUAUCAACAUGACUCGUUGCAACGGAAUCAGUGAGUGUGAGGAUAACUCAGACGAGUCUCUCUGUCAGACUUGCCGACCUGACAUGUGUCAAAAAGGAGGGACAUGCCAGUUGAGAAAUGGUAUACCAGAGUGCAGUUGUGGAAACUUCACUGUGCAGACCAACUUUAGAUGUCUCAUACCGAAAUUUGAAAAAUUUACAUCACAUCCUUCACACAAGAAAACCUGGGCAAUCCCUGUGGGUAUCAUCUUAGCAUUGAUCAUAGUUGGGGCAUUAGUUUUUGGAAUAUACUUUUUCUGGAAGAGAAGAACACAAAGAAAUUAUUCACCAAGUGUAUCAGCUGGUGUUGACAACCCAGUAUAUAAUUAUGAUUUCAAAAUGACGGAACUUGAAGCACCAUCAUUCUCAAAUACCGCAGAACAUGGAGAUUCUACAGCCAUUGAGAACCCAUUAUACUCAGAUUUGAAGUAGAACAGAGGAUCAGCAUUUGUUGAAACACAGUACUAUCAAUCAAAAACAUUGUGAUCAUUAAUGAGAAACAGAAACCAUUAUUUUAUAUAUAUAUAUAUGUAUGUAUAUUUCUAAAAGCAUUGUAUAAAAUUACGUAAAAAUAAAGAUACAUUUUAAGAAAACUAA
Octopus bimaculoides (California two-spot octopus) is the source of this 1270-nucleotide messenger RNA. RefSeq names its product MAM and LDL-receptor class A domain-containing protein 1. Gene Ontology annotation, molecular function: protein binding. NCBI's taxonomy places the organism in Eukaryota, Metazoa, Mollusca, Cephalopoda, Octopoda, Octopodidae. Gene Ontology annotation, cellular component: membrane. The record is from RefSeq and is a predicted model, not a curated record.